AUGGAUAACAUCCGAGACCCUAAUAUCUACAUCCGCCGCCCUUCCGGAACCUCUCGUCAGUACGCAGUCCCUGCCGAAUCGAACGCGUACCGACAUGCUCGAAAUAAUUCGACAAACCUCAGCUACGCCGAACAUGAGAUUGUACGGCAGCGCAAGACACCAUACGGAAAGCUGUCGGAACAAGACACGGCGGCAUUGGACAAGACCAUUCAAGUUCCGCCCAUCAAACACCUACUCCUCUCUUCUUCACCAGAGUUCCAGACAAAUACUCCCUCGUACUCGUCUCGAUGGGCAACAUCGAAUCACGUUUCCCGGUCAAAUGCUGCGGCAGGAAUAGAUCUUGGAAGAGAUGGGAGGCAGGAAAGACAGCAUAAGAGCCAUGGGAACUCUCAGUCGUACUCAUAUCGGCCCGCAUUGGAGUUCUCUGUCGGCCUCGACUCGAUGCUCAAUCAAACCCUUCCACUGUACCCUACGCAGAGAUACUACCUGCAGCCGGGAUCUAACAUCCCAACCGUGCUCCCGGCCACGCUUCAAUCUCAGUUUGGUCCUACUGCCUCGGCGGGUCAAGAGUAUUACGGUCCUUACUGGCCCGAUGGCACUUACAAUCCAUAUCGUCCCGCUGCUAUUCGAGAUUCUCGGUUCUUCCCGCCGGCUCCUACGGAGAGAUUUCCCCUUGAGCACUUUCAGCACCCUCGUACUUUUCAGCAGACAACACAUGUCCCUCUCGCUCGGAACAGUGGGUACAUGCAGACCGUCCAAGCUCCGCUUCUGGGGAUGCCACUCACGACAGUCGAGUCACCAGCAGCAAAGUGGAAUGCCGUGCAAAAUGCCUAUCAAAACGCUCAGUAUCCGUUCCCACAACAGUAUUCACCUCCUGAGCACUUGAUGACCGAUCCGAUAACUGCUUCGAGGCCCCUACUAUCCUCAAUUGUACCGGGUCCCAGCUCCGAACGCAUCGCUUUUAGAGACAGGACGUUUGCCUGGGCUAACAAGGUCUAUACUGACCUUCUCGAGACCAUUCGGUGGACGGUAAAGGACCAGCGCGCCUCGGGAGGCAGUACCUCCGAUUCCAGACCAGUACAGAAACCUGCCAUCUUCCCUAAACCGCCUAGACGAUCCGGAUCACAUUUUCACGAGACAUCACUGGACAGAAUAUCAACAAAUCCAAGCACUCCCAAAUUCUACCCACAUUACAACAACGAACAUUCCAUGCCUGAAAUUCCCAGUCGCCCACAGACAGCUAUCUACCGGCCCCAGCAAGCGCAAGCUGGUGCGGCGAACCAACACCUUUCAGCGUCGACAAAUGGUUCAAACACUCACUAUCAGCCAAGAGACCGAAUACCUGAGGUCCGGCAACCGGGCCAGUCCUUGGCCGAUGGCUUCACGAGGCCUCCUUCAUUUGAGUCCGCAAAUUCGGCCCUGAGGACGAUGGAGCUUCUUUGUCAUGAAGCUGACACACCUUGGGUGGAUGGAAUGCUUCUAGCCGGCUGCCUUGCUUACGGGCUCGGGAACUAUGGCAAAGCAGAAGAGUGGUACCAGGCCGUACUCAAACAGGAACCUGGUCACAUUGAGGCAAUGUCGAAUCUCGCUGCUACGUGUCAUGCUCUGCACCGGAGAGAAGACGCUCUCAAGUAUUGGUCCGAUGCCGUGAGCUUGAGACCUAGCUACUUUGAAGCCGUGGAACACCUCAUAGGUUUGCUUUGUGCAAGCCAUCGAGCCCGGGAAGCAGUCAGUGUUAUCGAAUAUGUUGAAAGCACCUUGCGUCUCCCCCCAGAUGAUUCUCAUACUUGGAGCGAGCUCAGCGAUGCCGAAAGCGAUUCAAAAAGCCACACGUCUAGCAUAGCUACCGUUGCGUCCUACGAUCAUGCGCACCACGAUUUCGAUUUUGAUCUCUCGCAAGCUUUUGGGUCUGGGUCCGAGACUUUAAUGCCUGGAUUUGGUUCGAGCGGUUUCGCUAUCCCUGGAGUAGACAACGGCCGAAUUUUGGCGCUCAUUCAUGCCAAAGGUAACAUGCUAUAUGCUCUCGGUAACAAUCACGGCGCUGCUGCGGCCUUUGAAGACGCAGUUCUCAUCUCCACCGGACACCGGAAGCAGGGCAUCAAGGGCCUCAUCAACAACAUCUUGAGAGCUUGCCUACGCAACAUCAGAGACCCCGAGUAUGUUCGAUCAAAGCUGGAAGGUAAAGAGCCAAUCCUGUUGGCUCCUGAACACGCCGAGGCCACUGCCAGGAAUAUGUUCCCUCCAGAUGGUGAUCUUCCUGGACUGGAGCACAUUACACCCGCUUUCGCGGUCCAAGCGGCCGUGUCUACGACAAGUAACUCGCUGUUGUCACUCGCAAAGAUCUACCAAGACGGAAUGUCCAACGCAACGGACAUCGGGACUUUGAAGUCACCAAGUACCAGGGAGAUUCUUGCUCUGUACUACCUCUCCUUAUCGCUACAGCGCAGCCCUUCGACGGCCAAUAAUGUCGGCAUCCUGCUCGCAGGAGUGCAACAGAGUGUUCAUCCCGCUCAUCUGGCUGAGUCGCACUUCUCCCAGAUCUCGAGCAUCCCGGGAGUGAGUGCUGGAAGUGGUAUUUCUUUGGCCUUGAUGUACUAUAACUAUGGUCUCAACAUCGAUCAGAAGCACGCUCACCUGUUCACCAAUCUGGGCAGUCUCCUCAAAGACAUCGGUCAGCUCGGCGCUGCAAUCAAGAUGUAUGAACGAGCAGUCAGUUGUGACGGUAGCUUUGACAUCGCAUUGGCAAACCUCGCCAACGCCGUGAAAGACCAAGGUCGGGUGGCUGAUGCCAUUGUGUACUACAAGCGCGCAGUGGGUGCCAACCCAGACUUUGCUGAAGCUGUUUGUGGGCUUGCCACAGCUUUGAAUUCAGUUUGCAGCUGGCAGGGGCGCGGGGGCAUUUGUGCUCGUGAUAAGCUGCGCGACCGCCUCCACGUUGAUGAUAAUGGCAUGAAGCAUGCACCCUACCGGCCGUACGGCUGGAUCAAUCGCGUGGUCGAAAUUGUCGAGAAACAGCUGAAGGACGGAGAACACUGGGGAUGUGGCACGCUCACCUCGAGCGUCAUUGACUCGCUCUCAGCACAACUUUCCCUCCACAAGCUUAGCUCGCAUGACAAUGUACGAGAGCAGACCAUCAAUACCCUGCGACAGGCCCUACGCAGCUGGUCAGGGCAGAAAUGGGAAGGGUCGAGGAUAGUGCGCUUGGUCGAGCGGGCGAUACGCUACAUUGGCUGGCAGUGGUACCAAGAUCGAUAUGUCAAGCGUAAAGAAUACUCGGCACGAAAAUACUCGCGGCCUCUUCUCCCAAGCACACUGUCGCCACCCUCGGCGCCGACCGUCCUUCCUUUUCACACCUUUACCGCCCCUCUGUCUGCGAAACAAAUCAGACAGAUAUCACAGCGGAACGCACUUCGAAUAUCAAUGUGCACACUUCGCUCUGCAUGGCUUCCGGCGACCGUGUUUCCUCCUCCGGCACCGCCAGACCCCUGCCUCAACGUCGGUUAUGUGAGCUCGGAUUUCAACAAUCAUCCGCUGGCUCAUUUAAUGCAAUCGGUGUUUGGGCUCCACAAUCCCUCAAAAGUCCGAGCCUUCUGCUAUGCAACAACGGCUUCGGAUGGCUCGGUACAUCGACAGCAAAUUGAGCGUGAGGCCCCUGUAUUCCGUGAUGCUUCGUCGUGGAGUGUUGAGCGGCUCGUGCAUCAGAUUGUCAAAGACAACGUACACAUUUUGGUGAAUCUGAAUGGCUACACCCGAGGUGCGCGCAAUGAAGUCUUUGCAGCCCGACCUGCGCCUAUCCACAUGUCCUUCAUGGGUUUCGCGGGAACCCUGGGCGCUGAAUGGUGCGACUAUGUCUUUGCCGAUUCCAUCUCCGUGCCACCCGAUACCCUGUCUCCAUGGAGACGAAAUGUGGACAUUGAAGACCGUCUCCGACCUGAUGCCUUGGUCGAAGAUAUGGAGGACUGGGUGUACUCAGAGAACGUCAUUUUCGCGCGGGACACGUUUUUCUGCGUCGACCACAAGCAGAGUGCCCCAGAUGUGAGCAAAGGACCUCCAAAUUUCAAGGAUUCGCUGAAACGCGAGACUGCUUGGGAGGAAGAGCAAGAAACUCGCUGGAAAUUGAGGAAAGAGCUCUUCCCCACCCUUUCUAACACGGCGGUGAUUCUCGGCAACUUCAAUCAGUUGUACAAAAUCGAUCCCGCCACGUUUGAAUCGUGGCUGCAAAUCCUGAAAAUGGUACCCAAUGCCAUCCUCUGGUUAUUGCGUUUCCCAGACCUCGGAGAGCAGAACCUCCUGAAGUAUGCGCGGGAAUGGGCAGAUGCGGACGUCGCUUCCAGGGUCAUCUUCACCGACGUUGCCGCAAAAGGCGCACACAUCACACGCGCGUCAGUGGUGGACUUGUUCCUCGACACGCCGGAAUGCAACGCACACACUACGGCUGCUGACGUGGUAUGGUCUGGCACUCCGAUUGUGACCUGGGGCAAAUGGAAAUAUAAGAUGUGCAGUCGCAUGGCUGGGAGUAUUGUUGCGAGCGCUCUACCAGCCGGUCGUGCGGGUGAAGAUGCGCGGCGCGAGCUGCUCGUCCAAAGUGAAAAGGACUAUGUCGAUACUGCCAUCGAACUCGCUCGAGGGCUCAAGUACCCAUCGCAUGAAUCGGGUGGACAGAAGAUAGGUCGCGGGAAAGGCCGUCUGAUGGAUUAUCGACGGAUGUUGUGGGAGGGACGGUGGUCCAGUCGGCUCUUUGACACGCAACGCUGGGUCAGAGACCUCGAAGUGGCAUACUGGUCCGCGUGGGAGAAGUGGGAGAAAGGUGAAGGAGGAGACAUCUGGUUGUGA
Molecule: messenger RNA, 4833 nt
Organism: Exophiala spinifera
Lineage: Eukaryota; Fungi; Ascomycota; Eurotiomycetes; Chaetothyriales; Herpotrichiellaceae
Exons: 1
Coding region: 1-4833 (1610 amino acids)
Biological process (GO): protein O-linked glycosylation
Molecular function (GO): glycosyltransferase activity; protein binding
Source: RefSeq, a predicted model, not a curated record